AAGCCGGUUUUUAAGGUUUUCUUUUAAUUUAGCUUGACUUUCUGUAACUUUAUUUGUCUUUCUACUGUGGAGAGUAAUUGACUUACUGCAUCCAUGACAUAAACACACAUAUAUAUGUAUCUAUACCUCAUUCUGCUCAGUGUCUCAACCUUCAGCCAUGGAUUCAUCUUCAUCUUUACACAUUGCAAUGUUUCCAUGGUUUGCUAUGGGGCAUCUAACCCCAUAUCUCCACCUCUCCAACAAAUUAGCCAAAAGAGGACACAAAAUCUCCUUCUUCAUUCCCAGAAGAACACAAGCCAAGUUAGAGCAAUUCAACCUUUACCCACACCUCAUCACCUUUCACCCCAUCAAUGUUCCUCAUGUUGGUGGCCUUCCCCAUGGUGCUGAAACCACUUCAGAUGUCUCUUUCUCUUUAGGUCCACUCAUCAUGACAGCCAUGGAUCGUACUGAAAAGGACAUCGAGCUUCUCCUAACUGAGCUAAAGCCACAAAUUGUUUUCUUUGAUUUCACCUAUUGGCUACCAAACUUGACUCGCCGAUUGGGGAUCAAAUCUUUCCAAUACUGGAUCAUUAGCCCCGCAACAAUAUCAUACACUACAUCCCCAGCAAGGAUGAGACAAAGGGGUAGCAUAACUGAAGUUGAUCUCAUGCAACCCCCACCUGGGUACCCUGCUUCAUCCAUCAAGCUUCAUGCUCAUGAGGCUAAGUUCCUAGCUUCGAAAAGGAACUGGGAGUUUGGAAGUGGUGUUCUUUUCUAUGACCGUCUGUAUAAUGGUUUAAGCCUCUCAGAUGCAAUAGGAUUCAAGGGUUGCAGAGAAAUUGAGGGUCCUUAUGCAGACUACCUUGGAGAGCAAUUUGGGAAGCCUGUUAUGCUUUCAGGACCUGUUAUACCUGAACCACCCAACACUGUUUUGGAAGAAAAUUGGGCUGAAUGGCUUGGAGGAUUCAAACAUGGUUCAGUAAUUUAUUGUGCACUUGGAAGUGAGUGGGUGUUACCUGUAGAUCAAUUCCAAGAAUUGUUGUUGGGUCUCGAGCUAACAGAUCUGCCAUUUUUGGCUGUUCUCAAACCUCCUGUUGGGUGUGAAACAGUUGAAAUUGCUCUGCCUGAAGGUUUUGAAGAAAGAGUUCAAGGGAGAGGGAUUGUCCAAAGUGGAUGGAUACAGCAGCAGCUGAUUUUGCAACACCCAUCUGUUGGUUGCUUUCUGACACAUUGUGGAGCUGGUUCAUUGACAGAAGCACUGAUCAAUAAGUGUCAGAUAGUGUUGUUGCCACAUCUAGAUAGUGACCACAUUGUUAAUGCAAGGAUGAUGGGUAGAAACUUGAAGGUUGGGGUUGAAGUGGUGAAGGGCGAAGAAGAUGGGUUGUUCACAAAGGAAAGUGUUUGCAAAGCUGUGAAAAUUGUGAUGGAUGAUGAGAAUGAGGUUGGAAAUGAAGUGAGGGAAAAUCAUACCAAAUUGAGAAGCCAAUUGCUUAGCCAUGAUUUGGAGUCAGCUUGUCUUGAUAAUUUCUGUCAGAAGCUUCAAGAUUUAGUCAGGUGAUUUUUCCAGCAUUAGGAAAUAAUCAGCUGCAAUUUAUUAUUAUAAUCAUCUAUAUUAAAUAAAAUAUGUAUGCUUGCCCUGUCUCAA
Messenger RNA from Lotus japonicus, 1624 nucleotides. Its product is annotated as cyanidin 3-O-galactoside 2''-O-xylosyltransferase FGGT1-like. Gene Ontology annotation, molecular function: UDP-glycosyltransferase activity. The record is from RefSeq and is a predicted model, not a curated record. Lineage: Eukaryota; Viridiplantae; Streptophyta; Magnoliopsida; Fabales; Fabaceae. The coding region runs from base 158 to 1537 and encodes 459 amino acids. The transcript has a single exon.